Messenger RNA from Penicillium macrosclerotiorum, 1257 nucleotides. RefSeq lists its product as uncharacterized. NCBI's taxonomy places the organism in Eukaryota, Fungi, Ascomycota, Eurotiomycetes, Eurotiales, Aspergillaceae. The transcript has 3 exons. Bases 1 to 1257 code for a protein of 418 amino acids. The record is from RefSeq and is a predicted model, not a curated record.
AUGGUUUUCCAGAUCCGUCUCACCCAGCGGGUGUCCAAUGCGACUCCGUUGCCCUAUACUGCGUCUCCACUAGAUUUGCUAUGGAGUGAUAUCUGCUUGUUCGCUCGAUAUUCCUGGGCUCUUCCAGGCAUCUUUCUCCCCCUGCAGCUGAGAGAAACAAUAUCGCUCGAUGAACUAUACCCCUCGCUCCAGGGGGCGAUUUCAGUAGGGACCCAAGUGUUCCUCACAAUCAGUCAGCUUUGCUUUCUUCUGUCUGUGCCUUUUGCAAUAAUUUCCAUGUUCCCAGCUCUCUGGGUUAUGGGAUACAUUACGGCUGCCUUGGUUAUCAACUAUGCAAUUUGCACGGUUGUUUUAAAUGGCUUCCGACGAGUUCUAACGUCUCAAGCAAUAAUCUCAGCACAAAAGGGUCAUGAACGAGAGAGAUGGCACUAUUGGCUGCAAAAUAAUAUUGACCUCUUGUCCUAUACGUUUGGUCGCAAAAUUACCGGGAUACAUAACCGCACUGCCGGUCUUCCUUUUGAUCUGAUUGAGUGCCUGAUCCAACGAUGUUUCGGCUACGCGACUGCUGAUGUGCGGAAGGGCUAUAACCUUAUUAAGGACGCCCUUCUCGACCCCCAUGUUGAGAAAAUUGUUCUCAUCCUUCAUAGCCAGGGGGGGAUUGAAGGCGGAAUGGCUAUUGACUGGCUGCUGGAUGAGUUUCCGGGUGAUCUUCUUCAUCAGCUGGAAGUUUAUACAUUUGGAAAUGCGGCCAAUCAUUUCAACAACCCUCGUUGCACAUGUCAACCCGUCUCCAAAGAGCAGUGCGUUCCCGGUGAUCAAGGAAUAGCAAGACGCUCUAUUGGCUUCAUCGAGCAUUAUGCAAAUUCGGGAGAUUGUAUCUCCUGGCUUGGGGUACUACGCUUUGCGACUAUUCCCAAUCAAUACCUAGGGCGUUUAUUCGUUCGUCCUGGCUUAGGUCACCUCAUGAAUCAACACUAUCUGAAUGCGAUGUUCACACUUGGGCCUGAUAUGAAAGUACUAGAGUCGAACCCUUUCAUGGAUACAGAAGUAAUCACAAAGGGAAUCAACAACUUUGACGAUAAUACGUGUACUCCGGGCAGUGCCAACGGCGAUCAAGCAGAGGUUUUGUCUCACGUUCCUGAUACUAGGGCUGGAGCGAUGCGGCAUCCAGCCAAUCCCGAGGUUCGUACACGAAGAACGCUUCGUAUCAAAGAUUUCAGCCGGCUUUGGCAAUACAGGAAUGGCGGUUCUCCAUGA